UCGUCACUCUCAGCAGUGUCUUUAGAGACUUGGAAAGCAAUUACAGACGCAAGAAGAAUAGAUCAGAAUAUAACCUCUAUCACACUUUUGACUUGCCUGAUUGCGGUCGUCGAGCUAGAGCUAACUUCGUUCAUCUCUACUGAUUCGAGCACUAUGCUGCUGUGACCUUUCUCAAUCAUUCGCCAUCUUUUCACUUCUAUCGCUGCUUAUGAUUGUGCUUUCACGAUGAUGCAGAUAUUUGUCUUCAUCGCGCAGUCUCUAGGCGACGUGAUCUCUCUAAGAAUAGUCGCCGCCAAACGCCUUCUUCUCUCGCAAUCGCAAUCCGGAUCAUCAUCAACAAUCCAACCCGCCACCUCCGCGCGCAAAUCACGAAAUCAAUCAUCAUCAAGCUCAUUCUAUGCGGCAAAACUACAGAUCUUUGUCGCCGUCGUCGUCAUCUCGGCUUACAAGCUCUGGAAACGCGUGCUGCAUAUCCUCGUCGGCCUCAGCGCGCUCGACAGACUCGCUCGCCAGGGCGCAAUCGCACUCGCCCGCACGCAAAACUACAACAACUCGCUUGCGCGCGACGCGCCCGCCGCCGCCUCGCAGAUCUCGGAACUGACUCGGAAACUGCGGUACAACGACUGGCUCUGUCGGCGGUCGAUCUGGCGGAUCUCGAACGAGCUCUAUUUGUCGACCGCGCUGCACGAGGAACUUGACACGAUCGAGCGGUUUGCGACGACGUCGUCGGUGAUGACUGCUUCUGAUCUCGCGACGUCGGUGACGAUCUCGCUGUCCCGCAGAAAAGAUAUAUCGUUCGAGUCGCCGGGGUAUGUGUUUUUGGAGCGGCACGCGGUUAAGAGCCAUAUACUCGUAAAGUGCUUUGAGAACGAGGUGGGAGCUGCUUGUGCUCAGCGCGCAGAUUGGCUUCCUUCGUCUUCAGACAUAUCUACAACUUCCUCAACAAUAGCAGAAAAAUCAACCACCGCGACAUCCUCACACAGUCCAAAAUCUACAACAAGAUUCAGCAGCCUAGAGAUUACCAGCCUCAGCACAAGUGACAUGUUUGUCGAACUAUGGCAUGCAGUCCACGCCGCCGAGUCGUGGCCAUCGUCGUUACCCCCUCUGAUGUCCCGCGAGUCACGCGCGGGGUUCAACUGGGUCACUCUCGGUUUCCAAGGUUUCGAUCCUACCGACGAUCUUCGCGGCACCGGCCGGUUCGGAAUCAUCGCGUUCCACAGCUUUGUUCUUAACCAUCCGUCGAGAGCAGCGCAGAUCGUGGUCGAGUCCAGAUCGCCGGAUAUACAUAUGGACAUGAUCACCACGCCUUGGUAUCCCGCCGCGCUCGCGUCGAUCCACGUCUGCGCGUUCAUCGCGCGCCUGUGCGCCACCGGCCAGCUUCGCAUGUGGCUCUUUUUCAGUCUUGCGCCGGUUGACCGGAACUCGUCUGUACCCGAAGAUAAGAAGGAUGGAAACACAAGGGAGGUCGAAAGCUGCUGGAAGUUAGUGCUAGACCUGCACUCCUACAUAUUGUUUGAGUUCCACAAUUACUGGAAAGCAGACGUCAAGCGCCGGACAGUCAAGACCGUGAUGGACUUUGAAAAGUGCUUUGCAAGGUUCUGCGCGAAAUUGACCGCCAUGUUGGUUAUGACCCGUCCUGCGCCGUUUGAGCUUGACAAUUAUAAUUUUGCCUACGCGAGCAGGGUGCAUGAGGACUGGAUUGAUUGGGACGUCGCCUGUCCUGACGACGGCGCUGUCGAUGCUUAUUACCCCGGCGGCGGAAAGAGCAGCAGAAGCAUGCGCCUGGGCAAAGAGGAUGAAUACAUCGUCCGACCAGUUCCGAUCGGCAAAGGCGGGUUUUCAGGAUACUUUUCUCUAGCAGCCCACGACGACGACAUCUUUGCCGAAGACGACGAGGACGACGAGGUGUACCACAGCGCGGCGACGUAUUCUUCUGCAGAGGAAGACGAGGGCCGGUCCUCUGCUUUGGAAGCGUUUGAGCUCAAGAACUUGUCGAGAAAGGCGGAGAUGAAGGCAAAGGCAAAGGCCGCUUGAGCUUUCUUUUGUGGGCUCUAGGAUGUAACUCAGGGGGAUGUAGAUAUAAGAGGAAGUGGGAGUAUGUGGUGAUGCGGGAGACAUAUAUCUCAUAAUGACACAACGCAAAUCUGUAUAUUUACAACGACUAUCGAUUCUAGCAAUAAUAUCUAAUUCAAAUUCA
Myxozyma melibiosi is the source of this 2197-nucleotide messenger RNA. Its product is annotated as ELMO/CED-12 family-domain-containing protein. The transcript has a single exon. Bases 226 to 2034 code for a protein of 602 amino acids. NCBI's taxonomy places the organism in Eukaryota, Fungi, Ascomycota, Lipomycetes, Lipomycetales, Lipomycetaceae. The record is from RefSeq and is a predicted model, not a curated record. Gene Ontology annotation, molecular function: GTPase activator activity.